AUGUAUCAGCUACCAAUCUUCCUAACUGCUCAACAAAGGAUAUUCAAAUGCAGGUAACGGCUUGAUUUUUCUUAAAAUUUUUUAUUUUUUAAAUAUUUUAAAUUUGAAAUUUGUUUUUUAUAAUAGGUUUUUGUUAUACAAAGUUUUGUAACGCACUGCGUAUUGUUAGCUAAGGCUUUAAAAGUCGUUUGUUGAACAGCAAGCGGAGCCCUAGCUUAACUCUAGCCUCAUCUUAGCCAUACAUUAGCCCAAUAGCGCUAUAAUAUUUUUGACUGUAAUCAUUCAGAUCUACUACAACAUUUUUUAACACAUUUUAAAAUUUUAACAACGUUUUAAAUACAUAAAUCACCCAAAGCAGACCGAAGACUUUGAACAAAAUCUUUUUUCGAAUUUCAAAAAACUGUAACUAUUUCGAACUGUUUUCCGCAAUACGUGUAUCGUUCUACCUCACACUUGUUUUGACAAAUAGAAGCCGCGUUAGAGUUCCGCUUUAAUCAUCUGGGAACAAGUCUGGGAAAAUUGUGUUUUUGAAACAUAUUUUUGACACGUGAUACAUAGGUGGUACGUAGGUUACACCUAAUUAGGUGCUAUUUUAAGGUGUUGUGUUUCUUUCCGUUUUUUUUUCACUACCGUACACGACAACAUUUUGGUUCAUGCAAAGGGCAAAACGUACAUUUUUAAAGUUUUUUAAGUGUUAUACUACAAAUUUUUAACUUUAAUCACUUUUACCCUCAUGCUCUGGAACGUCUCCAAUUCUUUGUACUCUACAGUUUUUUUAAAGAAACAAUUAUAAGGAUAAAUAAAAAAAGCCUGUGGAAUUAAGCACAAAAGCUAAAGUGCGUUUGACAAUUUGCCUAACAAGUUAAUUAGUGAUUGAAAAUGAGAUUUGUGUUCAUUAGAAUGCCGUCUUCAGCCCGGUUCCGGGUAUAAUGCACCAAUCCAACGGUGUUUUCGUUGUGUUUUAUGUAAUGUAGGUAAAAAUAAAGCCAUAGCUAGCUAAAAAGAAGUACUAUGGUUAGUAAUGGAAGAGCUAUGGCUAGUAAAAGAAGUGCUACGGCUAGUAAAACAAAGGCUGUGGCUAAUAGACGAAGAGCUACGGCAAGUAAAGGGCUAGGUUAGCGCUUUUUAACUGAAAUGUGUAUUGUGUUAUCUAGGGUUCAAAGUUGUUUGCUCUACAAGAACUUUAACUUUUUGAAUCAUUCAACUCAUAUUGUACUCUUUCAUAUACGACGUAAAAACUGAUCCAUGAUUCCAAAACAAUGUUCGUUCCGUAUUCCGCAACGUCAAUGUUUAAAGCCUGUAAUUUGUGACCGAAAUGAUGUUUCGACACGAAAGUGCAUAACAUUAUGAAUGAUGUCUAAUCAAUGUUUCUUUUCAAGUUUUAAAUAGUCUACGGUUUACGCCGGACCAUUCAAUUUCUAUUUACGGGUAAACGUACGAUGCAAACGUACCUUGAUUUAUGUAACAUUGUGAACGUUGCUUUUUGUCAAAAAAAUAAAAAGUUUUAAAUACGGUCAUUUUGCUGAAAGAGUAUUAGGUUGUUGAAACAAUUCUUUAUAAUGAACUUUUUUAUAACAAACUCCUGUAUAACGAACUCCUGUAUAAAGAACUCCUGUAUAACGAACUCCGUUCCAACUAACAAAUUUUAAAUUUGUCACCAAAUUAUUUCCUUUUCAGGUCCAUAUCAUCAAAACAACUAGUUGCCCUAUUGCUAACGACAAUACUAUUAACGCAGUGCACAGUGACAGCAGAGGCAUCGAUUAGGUUAUGCGGCAACAAACUAACAUCAGCGUUACAGACGAUUUGUAAAAAUAAAAUAUGUGGAGGAAUCACAAAACGUAAGUUUGAACUUUUCUGACUAUAAAAAUUUAAAAACUUGUACAAAGGACUGAUACAAACAAUCCUAGGAAAAAUAUACGUUGCGCUGUUCCGCAUACAAAACGUAAUGUAGGUCGCAACGUUUUGUCGUACCAAUAUUUUGUUUUGUUUUUUCGUCUUAUAAUGGGAUUAAAUCUUGUUUAGUCAACAUGUUUUCCAGGUUUUUGCCGUCAGAUAACACAAAAAUAUACCCUGAAAUUGCAACUUUUAUUUUUCUGACGUGCGUUUUAAGACACAAGCCUUUUUUACACUACUGUAAAAACGUUAAUUUUUUUAAAUGAUUUUUUCCAAACAUUGGUGUAGAGUAGGGUAGGAUAGGAGUACUUAUCUACAACUACAGCUACACCUAACUCUACGCCUCAAAACUCUGUAGCCACUACAUCAUCAAUUUAAAUCACAAUCCCGCAUAGUCAUAAUAUGCGUUACUAAUUACCUUUAGCGUAUUGUUGUUGAUAAUUAAGGAACAUGAAGGCCGUUGUUGAUAGAAUGUCAUACAAACUGUAAGCGGAAAAUAGAUUAGCAUUUGGCGAUUAUUUUUCAAAACAAAAUAAUCUUUUACAAAUUCUGUAGCCUUUCUUUGUAAAUACCUUAAUGUUAUCGGGGUCGUUGAAAGACAUCACGUCUAGGUGGUUUGUGAUGACUAAGAGUAUACGCAUGUUUUUAGAGGAAGGCUGUUUAAGAUUUAUGUUCAUUUACAGCAUUUUUGAAACCAUACUGUUAAGAAAGCGUUUUAUCACGGUUGGUUAACAUAAGUUGCAAACUGUCUAAGACGUGUUGCUUAAAAAACGUCAAAAGUAUUAUAAAUAAGCUUAAGAAACAAAGAAGACACAAGUGUUAGCAAUUUUGAUGUCAUACAGUAAAAAUAUAAUCUUUAUGGGCUUUGUAAGCUACGUCUAUCGGCUUAGGCUCAUAAGCUUAGCAUUUUCAUCAAAAUAACAGAGCUUAACAUAGGUUUAUUUAGCAACCUACCUUAAUAUAGACUUUUUUGUAAUCUUAUUUUUGUAUUUCUUAUGUAGUACUACGAACAUUUUCAUAAAGCAUCUUCUCUUGUUUUUUAGGCCUAGUACGAUCAUGUUCAUAAAUCAUCUCAUUUAAAAUUUUUUUGUAAAAUAUCUUUAAAAAUUUACAAAGUAAUGUAUCUCUCUAUGUAAUUCUUGUUUAUCUACUACCAAUCUUAUUAGUACUCAACCCAAAGUACGACAGAACUACAACCCUUUUUUGUGGGAAACUUUGGGUAAAAACUUCCUUCUCGACCCCAGAAUGACGAUGAAUUUUUCAUUAUGUAUCUAGUAUUUCACUAUAGUAUCAUUCUCUAUAGUUUAAUGUUGACAAAGCGCUUUUAUGUAUAAAAAAGUUUUCUUUUAGUUUAUGAGUGACGACAAAAUACUAUUUUAGUAGGUGUGUUGCUGAGGGCUAAGACUAGUAUAAAAGGCUGUACUAUCCAAUUCUAGCCUUUUACUAGACCUAAGAAGCUAGGCCCGGCCCAAUUUUUCGGGCGGUUCUUGGGUUUACUGGGCUUUUACGUUUAUUCAAUGACCUUACUAGACUACAUAGUAAGGUCACUGUAUAUGCCUUAGACCCAGUGCUAUAUAGCAAGUAUCAAGCAGCAUUGUUUUUCGACCCAAAAUAAAUAUUUUGACUAUUGCCAUCUUUUUUGGUGAACAUUCCCACAGCCAUUAGGUAUAAACGAGGCUGCAAAUAAUGCGCGGCCUAAAAAUAUGCACAGCUCUAUACGGAUGUGUCUACGGCUUGAUUAAUUGUUAUUGAUUUGACCUUUAAAAUUCAGGGAUUUGAUAGUACAAAGGGUGGGGUACAUGGCUUAGGAACGUAGUAUUAACCAAAGUCUUGUAAAAUUUAUUUUAAAAAUUAGGAAGUUUACUUAAUCCUGUGCUCCUCUUAAAACAAAUUUUGCGAGAUUUGGGGGCUCACAACUAUUUGAACAACUAUAUAGUAUAUUAGGUUGUUCAAUUAAUUAUGAGCCCCUUUUAAUGAAAAUUUUUGGGAUUUGAGGCCCAGUAUUAUUUGAACAUCAUAAUAUAAAGUUGUUCAAAUAAUUCUGCGCUCGUUUCAACGCAAAUUUUCCAGUGUUAUGGGGCCCAGAAUUAUUUGAACAACCCAAUAUAUCUCAAAACCAUUACACUGACAAGUUUUAAUAAACCAUUCCUUUCAGGAGCAAUAAACCCCUAUUACCUUGAAGAGCUGUUCGAACGGAAUAUGAACCCCUUCGAGUACUACGAUAAUCGUGUGCGACGAUCUCAAAUUGCCAGUCAGUGUUGUGCGAAGCGAUGUACGUUGAACUUUAUGAAGUCGUUUUGUUGCGCUGAAGUAGAUGACACAGUAAACUUGGAAAAAAUAGAAUAG
Messenger RNA from Bursaphelenchus okinawaensis, 4239 nucleotides. The record is from the annotation of a GenBank genome assembly. Lineage: Eukaryota; Metazoa; Nematoda; Chromadorea; Rhabditida; Aphelenchoididae.